This is a messenger RNA of Ixodes scapularis (black-legged tick), 2445 nucleotides long. It is a transcript of the gene Tango11, whose product is annotated as transport and Golgi organization protein 11. The transcript is spliced from 4 exons. The coding region runs from base 119 to 793 and encodes 224 amino acids. Lineage: Eukaryota; Metazoa; Arthropoda; Arachnida; Ixodida; Ixodidae. The record is from RefSeq and is a predicted model, not a curated record.
GGUCGGUUGACAACACUGUUAGAGAAGCACUGUUUCCAUCCGCGCCAGCCAGCCAUCUGUCCGUUGGGUGGUCGACUGUCGGAUCUGGAUGUGAUUCAUUCACGAGGCCACAUUCAGGAUGUCUUCGAACACAAGCCCAGCGCACCAUCGAUUCUCUGGGGACUACGACGCCUUCUACGAUCCAGAGUUUACCGCCGAAAUCAGCAAUAAGAUGCGGGUGCCACAGAAAAUCAGCGUCGUGGAUCAAGAUGAGUAUAAGCUCAUCGAGGACAUGGGCCCCAACAAGCUGCAUUUCAACGACGCGGCCUACAUGCACGUUCCCGAUCGAAUUCUAGUCAGAGGGGGCAACCAGCACAUCGAAGGUCGGGACCCCCUGCCGGAGACGCGGCUGGAGCAGUCGCUCGUGGGAUCCGCGGAAGAAACCAUCCUGUUGUCGACUCCUCCACGGACGCUGACCCUGGACAUGCACGCUUACCCCGCCGUGGACAUGGAGGAUGAGAACGCCGAAAACCGCUCUGCUCUAAAAUUCCGCAGGAAGACGACCCUCAGCAAGCUGCACAACGGAGACAUCACCUUCGUCAACUCAGGAUCAGCACCCGCCACACCGCCAGGGAUUCCGGGUUCGGACGACGAGCUGGGAAUGCUGAAGAGGCAGAUCCGCAACGUGAGCCGGCGGCUGGUGGCAGUGGAGCAGGAAAACCAACAGCGGCAACAGCGAGAGGUGGUGCUGUACUCUGUGGGGCUGCUCUACUUCCUCCUCAAGGGCCUGUUCUGGCUCAACCGGAACUGGUGAAUGCGCACGGCCGACGGACAGAACCCAAAGAUAGUUAGCCCCUUCGUAGGACUCUGAAGGGGAUGGCUUAGGAACUCGGGUGGCCUCUAAUGCCAGAGUCCCACUAGAGCGACAAACGGAAACGGCCGACUCCAACAAGCCCCAAGCACGUGCAGCAUGCUCACGAGGGUGCCCCCGCAAACAGCAUCGGCCGAAGUACCCGAUCCAACCUUUUUCUGCGUAUGCGGUCCCCACAAGCUCUAUCAUUUCUCAAUUUGGCAAAGAGCACAAAGCAUGGGCUCUCCAUUUAGCGUUCCGUUCCUAGUUUGGAUUGCAGCUUUCUCAAAAAUCAGGCAGGUAUACCAAUGAAGCACAAAGAAAUGUGUGAUCUCGUAUUGCCCCCCCCCCCCCCCCCCCCCCCCCCGCCAGUACCUUUACCGGGCUUGCAGCCUCCCGGCACUCGCGAAGUAAGCAUGAGCGAUUACGAGCCUGCCAAAUACGCCUUCGCAUGCACGCUGUACGUGCUUGGAGCUUGUCGAUGUUGGUCGUUCUUGUUUGUUGCUCCAGUGGGGCUCCGGCCUUCCAAAACCUUACGUGCAGGGCAAUUGCGUUUGGUCGAUCAAAAGGUCUGGCGGCUUGCUUGCGGCGACAUUUGGAUCGGCCUUGAGAUGGAAUUGCCUUUGUUUGGAAUGUCCAUAACCGUAGAUAAAUUGAAACUAAACCUCUUCCGCCAUAGGCAGCGUUUUGUUCCGGAUGUCGGUGCUCAGUUUUGAUUAUUGGUCUGGAUCUCCGCCUCGGAAGAGGCACACGCAUGCAGUAUCGAGUUAGAAGUCACUCAGUGUUUUGCGAGUCUCGCACGUAACCGCAGGCAGGGCAAGAAACAGUCGUAAUACCGUCGCGCAUUAGUGAUUGCAAUAUGGCUGUGUGCCUUCUUGGCUGGACCAUCCGAAUGAGAUCUUAUGUAAAUAGCUAUCGAUUCUGGCGUUGGAUUGCGGCAGGCAAGCAUCAAUUUGUCGGACGUAGCACCGGCAUAUUGCUAUCACUUAAUGAAUUGCUCUGUACAAAGCAGCUUGGUUCUUCAAUGGUUUGAAGGUGCUUGUAAAGAUGUAGCAUCGCCGACACAGUUCGCUCUGCCUACCUGCGUGCACACACUUCCCAAACAUUAUGCAUAUUCGGGACAUAGUAAAAAGCUGGGAGGCUGCAAAGAAGCGGUUCCCAAGCUUUUGGCCCUCGGGUACCCCAAAUGCAUUCUGCAUCGGAGGUCUUGUGCGGUAGCACAGGCAACCUUUUUUCUAUAAUUUUUUUUUUCAUUACUUUACGCAGACCUUUAUGAACACACUCGAGAACCCCUGGAGGUCCGUGGGCCACAGUUUGAGAACCGCUGCUGUCAAGUAAAAACCAGCAAUCGUCUAUGAAUUGCAGCCAAUGUUUCUGUCCUUUCUGCCCUCGUGCAGAGAACAUGACUUAAGAAAAUUGCGGGGCCUAUUUACACCGUGGCUAUGCCACUUGUUCUGAGCAUGAAUUCUACAAGUUUGUAUUUGACAACAAACUGCCCUCUUUACUGUUAUGCCCGUUUUAGUUUUAUGUUAGUUUGCACUGAAUUGAGUCGGUCGUUAGCGGUGUGUCGUACAGUGCACUUUGAUUGUGUAAAUAAAGGAACUGACAGAGACCAG